CAAAAUUUAUGAAAUAUGAUUAUAACCAGAGAAUGCCUAUAUUUCUACCAGAGUAAUUUAGAUCGGUGGGGAAUGUGAAGUCAUCAACCAAAAUAACAUAAUUUUUGCAAUUGAAUGUUCUAGCUAGGGUUUCCAAAUUUCUUGAAACGGUUUAUCGUCUGAAAAAUAGGAAAAAAAGCAACCUUUCUCGAAGGAUUUCUUUUUUCUUUAAGAUAAACUAUGUCUUCUGAUGACAGCAAUAAUAUCAGUCCAAUUUCAAGAGAUGCAGAUGCGGUUGCAUGCUCCCCCUCUUCCACCGCCGUCACCUACAGCGACAACCCCUCUCCGUCCUCACUCCCAACUGUUGCUCCAGACCCUCUGUCUUGGCCCCCUGAUGGCAAGCUCUGCCUUGAGUGGAUCCAGCAUCUCAUGUCCGUGUUCGAGUGGAGUUCGAGAAAUCUGGCCCCCUCGGCUUUCCCCUCCGUGUUUCCAGUUCCCGUUUUUGAUGCCCUCGUUCUUACUGCUUCCAAGAUCCUCCACAAGGAACCCAAUUGCCUCCAAAUCAACAUCCCCGACUCCGAUUCAACGGUCGUAGUGGUUGGCGAUCUUCAUGGCCAAUUGCAUGAUCUUCUAUUCCUGCUCCAAGAUGCUGGCUUUCCUGCCCAAAAUCGGAUAUUUGUCUUCAAUGGGGAUUAUGUUGACAGGGGAGCUUGGGGUCUUGAGACUUUCUUGCUCUUGCUAGCCUGGAAGGUUUUCAUGCCGCAUAGAGUGUUUCUCCUUCGUGGAAACCAUGAAUCCAAAUACUGCACCUCUACUUAUGGGUUUGAGAAGGAAGUUCUGGCAAAGUAUGGGGAUAAAGGUAAGCAUGUGUAUCGAAAAUGUUUGGGAUGCUUUGAAGGACUACCUUUGGCCUCUAUAAUUGCUGAGCGUGUAUAUACUGCUCACGGGGGGCUUUUCCGCAGCAUUUCUGUCACUCCUUCUAGAAGGUCAAAAGGGAAGAAGAAUCGUAGGAUAAAUCUCAUCCCUGAAGCCAACGCCUUAUGCCUUGGUUCCUUGGAGGAAUUAUCUAAAGCUCGAAGAUCAGUCCUCGAUCCUCCUUGGGAAGGAUUGAAUUUGAUUCCUGGUGAUGUGCUAUGGUCAGAUCCAUCAAUGAAACCCGGUCUUUCCCCAAAUAAGGAGAGAGGCAUUGGCCUGUUAUGGGGCCCUGACUGCACGGAGGAAUUCUUAAAAAAGUUCAAACUAAAGCUAAUUAUCAGGUCGCAUGAAGGCCCAGAUGCAAGAGAAAAAAGGCCUGGUCUUGGAGGAAUGGAUGAAGGAUACACAAUAGAUCAUGAUGUGGAAUCGGGGAAACUGAUAACUGUAUUUAGUGCUCCAGACUACCCACAAUUUCAGGCAACAGAAGAGAGAUACAAUAACAAAGGAGCAUAUGUUGUACUAAAGCCCCCUCGUUUUGAUAAUCCUGAAUUUCAUAGUUUUGAAGCAAUUACCCCAAGACCCAAGGUGAAUCCAUACUAUGACUUUGAGGAGGUGAUUGAUUCUGAUGAAGACUUGGAUUUAGCUUCAAUGGUGACUACUGACUUGUAAUGGCCAGGCUCUAUUUGCUUUUCAUGAUCACUAUUCAUUAGUUUUGAAAGUUGUACAUGGUAUUAAUGAAUUUUCAUUAAUAUAAUUAUUUGGUAACAAAGAGCAUGUUCCUUUCACUUUGAAGCUGUUUGUUAUGCUGUAAAAGAAACCUACCCUUGUGUUAAAUUAAUAUGAUUUAUUUAUAGUUAAA
Molecule: messenger RNA, 1753 nt
Organism: Gossypium raimondii (Peruvian cotton)
Lineage: Eukaryota; Viridiplantae; Streptophyta; Magnoliopsida; Malvales; Malvaceae
Product: serine/threonine-protein phosphatase 7
Exons: 5
Coding region: 220-1563 (447 amino acids)
Cellular component (GO): cytosol; nucleus
Molecular function (GO): protein serine/threonine phosphatase activity
Source: RefSeq, a predicted model, not a curated record